Molecule: messenger RNA, 3916 nt
Organism: Pelodiscus sinensis (Chinese soft-shelled turtle)
Lineage: Eukaryota; Metazoa; Chordata; Testudines; Trionychidae
Source: RefSeq, a predicted model, not a curated record
AUGGGGAUCAAAGAGGAAAUCAAUGUGAGCUCUUCAGGACAGCCGGAGCAGCCGGCGGGCAAAGCCACCCGCUUCAGGCUGGAGGAGCUCCGGCUGAGCAGCAGCACCUUCGCGCUGACCGGAGACUCGGCUCACAACCAAGCCAUGGUGCACUGGUCCGGCCACAACAGCAGCGUGAUUCUAAUUCUGACAAAGUUGUAUGACUACAACCUCGGGAGCAUCACGGAGAGCUCGCUUUGGAGGUCAACCGAUUAUGGAACGACGUAUGAGAAACUGAAUGAUAAGGUUGGCCUGAAGACAAUUUUGAGCUAUCUGUACGUCUGCCCAACCAACAAGCGCAAAAUUAUGUUGCUGACUGAUCCAGAAAUUGAGAGCAGUUUACUCAUCAGCUCCGAUGAAGGGGCCACCUAUCAAAAAUACCGGCUGAACUUCUACAUCCAAAGCCUGCUAUUCCACCCCAAGCAGGAGGACUGGAUUCUGGCCUACAGUCAAGAUCAGAAGUUAUACAGUUCGGUUGAGUUUGGCAGAAGAUGGCAGCUUCUCCAGGAGAAUGUCGCACCCAACAGGUUCUACUGGUCUGUGAUGGGUUCCAGUAAAGAGCCAGAUCUUGUGCACCUGGAAGCAAAGACAGUGGAUGGCCAUGCACAGUACAUCACCUGCAGGAUGCAGAACUGCACGGAAGCCAUCCGGAGCAAACCAUUUCCAGGCUAUAUUGACCCAGAUUCCCUGAUCGUGCAAGACGAUUAUGUGUUUGUUCAGUUAACAUCAGGAGGACGACCACACUAUUACGUGUCCUAUAGGAGGAACGCAUUUGCACAGAUGAAGCUGCCAAAGUAUUCUUUGCCCAAGGAUAUGCACGUUAUCAGCACGGAUGAGAAUCAGGUGUUUGCAGCCGUGCAGGAGUGGAACCAGAACGAAACGUACAACCUUUAUAUAUCCGACACCCGAGGGGUCUACUUCACGCUGGCCUUGGAGAAUGUCAAGAGUAGCCGAGGGCUGGAGGGUAAUGUGAUGAUCGACCUCUAUGAGGUAGCAGGGAUAAAAGGAAUGUUCUUGGCUAACAAGAAGAUUGACAACCAAGUGAAAACUUUCAUCACCUACAACAAAGGCCGGGAUUGGCGCUUGCUACAAGCUCCAGACACUGAUCUGAGAGGAAACCCUGUUCAUUGCCUCCUACCCUAUUGCUCGCUGCACCUUCACCUCAAGGUCUCCGAGAACCCCUACACUUCUGGAAACAUCGCCAGCCGAGAUACUGCCCCUGGCAUUAUUGUGGCUUCUGGUAACAUCGGUAGCGAAUUGUCAGACAGUGACAUCAGCAUGUUUGUUUCAUCGGAUGCUGGGAACACAUGGAGGCAGAUCUUUGAAGAAGAGCACAGUGUUCUAUUCCUGGAUCAGGGUGGAGUCCUGGUGGCCAUGAAACACACGUCUUUGCCUAUCCGACAUCUAUGGUUAAGUUUCGAUGAAGGGCGAUCCUGGAGCAAAUACAGCUUCACGUCCAUCCCGCUCUUCGUUGACGGCGUCUUGGGUGAGCCUGGCGAGGAGACUCUGAUCAUGACAGUUUUUGGACACUUCAGUCAUCGCUCGGAAUGGCAGCUGGUGAAGGUGGACUACAGGUCCAUUUUUGACAGGAGAUGUGCAGAAGAGGACUACCGGCCAUGGCAGCUCCAUAGCCAGGGAGAAGCGUGCAUUAUGGGAGCCAAAAGGAUCUACAGGAAACGCAAAUCGGAGAAGAAGUGCAUGCAGGGAAAAUAUGCUAGGGCCAUGGCCUCGGAGCCAUGUGUCUGCACGGAGGCAGACUUUGAUUGCGAUUAUGGAUACGAGCGUCACAGCAAUGGCCGGUGUCUGCCAGCAUUUUGGUAUAACCCGUCGUCCUUGUCGAAAGACUGUAGCUUUGGACAGAGUUAUCUCAACAGCACUGGGUACCGAAAAGUUGUGUCUAACAACUGCACAGAUGGUGUAAGAGAACAGUAUACAGCUAAACCCCAGCGGUGUCCUGGAAAGGCCCCCCGCGGACUGCGAAUCAUCACCUCGGAUGGGAAACUGACCGCAGAACAAGGGCACAACGUUACUCUCAUGGUGCAGCUGGAGGAGGGCGAUGUCCAAAGGAUGAUCAUUCAGGUGGAUUUUGGAGAUGGCACUGCCGUGUCAUAUGCUAACCUCAGCUCGACAGAGGACGGGAUCAAGCACGUCUACCAGAACGUGGGCAUAUUCCGAGUCACCGUGCAAGUGGAAAACAGCCUGGGAUUGGACAGCGCAGUCCUGUACUUACAUGUAACUUGCCCCCUGGAACAUGUUCAUUUGUCUCUCCCAUUUGUGACGACCAAGAACAAAGAAGUCAAUGCUACGGCGGUACUGUGGCCCAACCAGGUGGGCACGCUGACUUACAUUUGGUGGUUCGGGAACAACACUGAGCCGCUGGUAACCCUGGAGGGGAGCAUCGCAUUCACGUUCUCUGGGGAAGGGAUGAACACCAUCACGGUACAGGUCUCGGCAGGGAACACCAUUCUACAGGACACGAAAACUAUUGCAGUAUAUGAGCGAUUUCAGUCUCUCCGCUUAUCGUUCUCUCCAAACCUGGAUGAGUACAACCCGGAUAUUCCCGAGUGGAGACGAGACGUCGGUAGAGUGAUCAAGAAAGCACUAGUUGAGGCAACAAGCAUUUCAAGCAAACAUAUCCUGGUCGCAGUCCUGCCUGGUUUGCCCACAUCCGCCGAGCUCUUCAUUUUACCAUACCAAGAUGCCAUGGGUGAGAACAAACGAACAGCAGAAGACCUGGAUCAGAUUUCAGAAAUAUUGAUCCACAAACUGAACCAAAAUGUUGUCCAGUUUGAGUUGAAACCUGGUGUUCGUGUCCUGGUCCAUGCUGCCCAUUUAACUGCAGCUCCCCUGGUGGACCUCACGCCCAGUCACAGUGGUUCGGCCAUGCUGAUGCUGCUCUCGGUGGUGUUUGUGGGAUUAGCCGUUUUUGUAAUUUACAAGUUCAAAAGGAAGAUUCCGGGCAUUAAUGUUUAUGCACAGAUGCAGAAUGAGAAAGAUCAAGAGAUGGUCAGUCCAGUCAGUCAAAGGGAAAGCAUGCCUAAUGUCCCUCAAAGUGAACUGAUGAGCCCUGAGCAACUAGUAGAUGACAAGUUGGAUACCCGGCCCAUAGGAAGUAUUUCCAUAGCUGCUGAGCCUCGAAGCACAAAAGACAUCCCUACCUAUGUAAAUGUUUGAACCAAGGACACCAGGACUUGUGUACAUAGCUAUAGAUAUAUAUAUAUAUAUAUACAUACAAAGAAAAACUCACUGCAUUCGGACUUUGUAAUUCUUCAGACGACAAAAAGGUUUUUAGCUUUAAUCCUGUGCAUGUGGAGAUUAUACCCAGACCGUGGUUGGACUUGCAGUGUACAGUGUACAGGGGCUCUCUUUUAAUAGGGGGCAAAUGAAAUCACCUUCCCCCUCUUCCACAGUUCACUUCCCUCUCUUUUCUGAUCAAGCUCUUAUUUGUAGGAAAUUCAUGAUGAUCGUGGCCAGCAAUGUGCAUGGGGUCUUUUUGAGGGCGAUGGGGUGGGAGGGAUAACAGUAUUUGGCUGCAGAUUGAACUGUUUUUUUAGCACUACAGCAGAGCUACCCUCGGCAAAUGGUCCUGAGGCACCCCACGAUACACAGGCAUCGACAUGGCAGUGUGUCUGGGCUGGUAUGCUUUUUGUCUUCCUUUGGCCUUUCACUGUUUCCGUCUGACUGUGGGACGGCUUGUGGCACCCAGGAGCACAGCCAGGAAUCAGCACAGGUUCCCCCGAAGCUGCAAAGUCAGGGGAUUGCGAAAGACGGGUCAGCCCAUUCACACCAAGGCACCUGCCCCAAGUGGCAGGAGGCAGAGGCAGACCCCCUCCCCUGCCACAGCCCAAGCCUUAGGGUAUGUCUACACUACCACCCU